Messenger RNA from Saccostrea cuccullata (small rock oyster), 2312 nucleotides. RefSeq lists its product as uncharacterized. Gene Ontology annotation, biological process: protein ubiquitination. The record is from RefSeq and is a predicted model, not a curated record. Gene Ontology annotation, cellular component: cytoplasm. NCBI's taxonomy places the organism in Eukaryota, Metazoa, Mollusca, Bivalvia, Ostreida, Ostreidae. The transcript is spliced from 15 exons. Gene Ontology annotation, molecular function: ubiquitin-protein transferase activity; metal ion binding. The coding region runs from base 252 to 2195 and encodes 647 amino acids.
GAAAUUCCAAAAGUCUAAUGAAACUAUAUAUGAUUUGCCUAGAUUAUUGACAGUUUUUCGAUAAUAUGUUGCAUAUCUUUUAAUCACUUUGGAGUGUAUUCAACAUUAAUACAUGUAUUAGGAUUUUUUUUAUAAUCCAUCCUGUGCGUAAAUUUCAAUGAAAUGAUACUUAUUUUGGAACUGCAAUAAUAGAUUUACAGGAAGAACUUGAUACAAUAAAAGUUUAUAGAAAUGAUAAGGAAGUUUAUUCAAUGUUUUUUUUUUAUUUGGGAAACUUCAGUAAUCAAGGACAAUCUUACUUUCUGCAUUUGAGGAUUUGUGUGAGAAUUAUUUCAAUGAUGGCUAAAUUUGUCGAUGACAAUUACUGGGUUAAUCGUGCUCACGAAGAAGCUGUGGAAAGUAAGAAAUUAAAAUACCAGCAAGGAAAGGGACCGUGUGUGAUGUUUGCUUUAGACACGUCAGGAAGUAUGGCGGGGGAAGCCUUCCAACAGAUGAAGACGGCUUUUAUUGACAUCAUAGACGAAUACGCCAAAAACCGCAUGGAUGAAACUGUUGCCGUCGUUACUUUUGGAGAGGAAGUCAAGUUUUGUCAUUAUUACUCCAAUAACUACCAAUCACUGAAAAGAUGUCUAGAUGACGUGGUCUGUCGGGGUGCUUCUCCCAUUCAGGCGGCCAUUACUCUCUGUCUAUCGGGGUUGGCUUUUGGUGGAGGAUACACUACAGGGAUAGGGAUGUUCCGAGUGGUAGCUAAGCUUAUACUGAUUACCGAUGGAAAGUCCACGACAUCAGACAUGAUAGGGGGAGAGGAGGACGAAGAUUUGAUGGACCCAGUAGAGACAAGAAAAUCUUUAAUGAACCUUAUUGGAGAUAUUGGACGAGUCAUACCUUUAAACUGUAUCCCUGUGGGAGAGGAUCCUGAUAUUUGUCUCCUGGGAUCAAUUGCGUACACGUCGCGGGGAGGUAAACUUAUACAGCCCCAACAAGCCAGACAGUACGGGAGAUUUCACUUAAACAUGAGAAAAGCAGCUGAGGUUUUACAAAAUAUACGAAAGGACAAUUUUUCUCAUGAAGAUGUAGAACAAGCCAUGACUUCUACUGGAUUAAUCAAUCAAUUAACAGAGGAGGAUAAGGAUGACGUAUUAGAAAUUAUAAAUGCAAGAGGGACAUACAAACACAGGCAUGGAGAGGACGAUGAAGAAGACGAUGAUGAAAAUUGUGAAUUUAACCCACAGAUGCCCCCGGUAGGUACAAGAGUACGUCGAGGACCUGACUGGAAGUGGGGGGACCAGGACUGUCACGGUCCAGGGACUGUUGUUAACCACAAUGACAACGGAAAACAUGGUUGGUUACGCGUGGUAUGGGAUGCGGGUUUGAAUUUUCCUUAUCGGUACGGUAGUAAUGGGAUGUUUGAAAACUUUGACUUGGUUGAAUGUGAUGAACCUAGAAUUCUGAACGACGAGUUAAUAGCUGUCGGUUGUCUUGUCGAAAGAGGCCCUAAUUGGCAGUGGGAAGAUCAAGAUGGCGGAAAAGGAAGUAUUGGAGUGGUAUACAAAAUGAAAAGGAAUGCUGUCGUUCAUGUAAGAUGGCCAAAUUCAAAUAAAAGCAAUUACAGAUUUGGUUAUGAUGGAAAGUUUGAUGUCAAGCUGUGUGACCCAUUUGACUCGGAUGUAAUUAGGAGAUUGAGACAACAAAAACAAGAAGCUGGAGAAAUGGCUUCUAAAUUAGCAAAUGACACCAGCAAUACAAAAUCGCCUGAGAUCGAAUCUCGAGAGGAGGAAAGAGGGAGAACACAUCUUUCUAUAAGAAGUCUGACUGUUACGCCUUUCGUGAACGGACCCGUCCUUCCAUAUGGUAAAAAUCCAAAUACCACAUCUAAAUGUGACGAUCCGGGAGAUGUUUAUCACUAUAGUAAAACUUCUGGAUUCAUCGAUGACAAGCAUGAGAAUGAAGCCGAGGCCAAGUCUCCCCCUACAGAUAUCUGGCAAUAUAGAGACAAAGAUGGUCAGUGGGUAAACUUCCCUAAAGAAAUGAGUCAAAAGAUCGAUACUGAUUACAGGAAGAAUAAUAGAGCCACAGUACUUAUUAACAUCCGGGACAACUGGUACAGGAUCAUUUUAUCAAAGAUGAAGAAGAUUGAUAUUAAAACAAGACAAAGCACUGAUAUCCGACUUCUCAAGAGUGAAAAAAAUCACUGAUUGUUUUCUGAACAUUUGCAGUUUCCCUGAAAUCAAACUAUUUUUGGCAUCAAUGCUUACAAAAACAUUAAGCUUUUCAGAUUUAUUUUAUUUAUAACUUAUUGAAUACACUUUUCA